Messenger RNA from Myripristis murdjan (pinecone soldierfish), 1194 nucleotides. Its product is annotated as glutathione S-transferase omega-1. Bases 122 to 841 code for a protein of 239 amino acids. Lineage: Eukaryota; Metazoa; Chordata; Actinopteri; Holocentriformes; Holocentridae. The record is from RefSeq and is a predicted model, not a curated record. Gene Ontology annotation, cellular component: cytoplasm. Gene Ontology annotation, biological process: glutathione metabolic process. The transcript has 6 exons. Gene Ontology annotation, molecular function: glutathione transferase activity; glutathione dehydrogenase (ascorbate) activity.
ACGCCCACACAGGAAGUAGCUUGCUAUUAUUUCUCGGUUCGGUGCGGUGCCGGUGUUUGUAUCUCCUGUUCGACGAGCAAGUUUUAUCUGCAGUUUUUUCCUCAACGCCUAAGAUAUAAACAUGGCUACUGAGAAGUGUUUUGCUAAAGGAAGCGCCGCCCCUGGUCCAGUGCCAAAAGGUCAUAUCAGACUCUACAGCAUGAGAUUCUGUCCCUUUGCCCAAAGGACCAGACUCGUGCUCAACGCCAAAGGAAUCAAAUAUGACACCAUCAACAUCAACCUGAAGGACAAACCUGAUUGGUACUUUGAGAAAAAUCCUCUCGGCCUUGUCCCAGCACUGGAGACAACAGCUGGCCAGCUCAUAUAUGAGUCCCCGAUCACAUGCGAGUAUCUGGAUGAAGUUUACUCUGAGAAGAAGCUGCUUCCUUCAGAUCCCUUCGAGAAGGCUCAACAAAAGAUGAUGCUGGAGCAGUUCUCCAAAAUAACACCAUACUUCUACAAGAUCCCAACGGGUAAAAGGAAUGGCGAGGAUGUAUCAGGACUGGUAGCUGAACUGAAACAGAAAUUUUCCAACUUAAACGAGGACCUGGUUAAUAAGAAAACCAAAUACUUUGCUGGUGAUUCUAUCACAAUGAUUGAUUACAUGAUGUGGCCAUGGUUUGAGAGACUGGAGAUAUUUGAACUGCAGCACUGCCUGGAUGAAACGCCAGAGCUUAAGAAGUGGACAGAGCGCAUGCUGGAGGACCCUACCGUCAAAGCAACCAUGCACAGCAUGGACACUUACAAGGCCUUCUACAAAACUUACAUCGAAGGGAAACCCAAUUAUGACUAUGGCCUGUAGAUAAGCCAGCUGAACCUUUGACCCGUCCAGUUUUAUUUUGUAUUCAUGUCCUCUACCAAGCUCAUUGUGGAAUCAAAGGUCUAAUUUUAAGCUCAUGUAUGAAAAACACAUUUCUAUACAAAAAAAAAAAAAAUAGUAUUACUCUUUUGGUGAUGGGCUUAAUAGAAAGUAUUUGUUUAUGGGACUUUGUUGAAUCAGUAUUUUAACACUGGGGGGAAAUCAUUCGGUUACAGUGCCUGAAAAGAGGUAAUCAUGUGAUUCAAGGUUAAUAGUUAAUGCCCCAUGAUUUUUAUAGGUGCAUGAAAAGAACAUGCUGUUCCUUUGUGUAAUAAAACUGGUACAUGUUAAGUCUC